ACCCCUGAUGACUGUGCUGUGUGUAGUAGAGGUGUCGGUACUUUAGUAACCCCUGAUAACUGUGUUGUGUGUAGUAGAGGUGUCGGUACUCUAGUAACCCCUGAUGACUGUGUUGUGUGUAGUAGAGGUGUCAGUAUUCUAGUAACCCCUGAUGACUGUGCUGUGUGUAGUAGAGGUGUCGGUACUCUAGUAACCCCAGAUAACUGUGCUGUGUGUAGUAGAGGUGUUGGUAUUCUAGUAACCCCAGAUGACUGUGCUGUGUGUUGUAGAUGUGUUAACUUUUCUGUUGUAGAAGCCAAGAGUUUAUUUAAGGCUCCAGAAGCUCCUUCUUCUGUGAUGGAUGCCUUACAACAGAGACUGGAAAAGUACAAGUCGGCUGAGGCAACAGCCAAGGAAGCCGGGGACAGCUCUAAAGCUAGGAGGCACGGACGUAUAGUUAAGCAAUAUCAAGAUGCAAUCAAGGCGACGAAAGCAGGCAAACCAGUGAACUAUGAUGAACUACCUACACCUCCAGGAUAUGCACCAAUACCUGCUGGGAAUACGGGACGCCAAAGUUCACCAGCCCCUCCCCCUGUGGCUGCAGCUGCUAUGGCAUCGAAUCAAAGACUUCAGCCCACUAGCGGUGCAGCAGGUCAAGGUUCCUCACCACAGAAACAGAGAACACCUUCUCCUAACAGGACACCACAACCAGCGGCUAAACCAGCGCAAAGGGCCUCUGUUAAGAAGUCUCCUUCCUCGCGAGCUGAGCAGCAGGCCUAUCUGUUAAGAGAGCGGAUGAACGAGUACAGACAAGCUGCUGUCAAGGCCAAGAAAAGCAAUGACCUGGAGCUGGCCAAGAAAUACAUGAGGAUAGCUAAGGGAUUUGAACCGAUGAUUGACGCAGCUGACAGUGGUCUGCCAGUGGACAUGUCUCAGAUACCCCCCUCCCUUACUGAGGAUGAUGAGCGGUCGUUUGUGAUGGUCAAUGCAGAUGAAUGUGAAGUGAAAGGAGACAGAAACGAGAUUUUCAAAAAACUUGAGCAGGAUCUCAUCAACCAAAUCAGGAUGAGUGCAAGUAAUCACCAGCACUUCACGAAACUUGGAGAUGUGUUAAAUGCUGCAAAAUUCCAAAAGAUGGAGCAGGGAUGUAGGAAAGAUUUAGAAGCGUUAAAAAAUGCCUUCAGACAUCACGAUCCUGUUCCGAAGUUUCACUACGAAAACAGAACUUUCUCGCUGGUACAGUGUAACACAGAUUUAGGAGACAAUGAUUUGGAGUUGACCUUGGUGAGAGGAAUACAGCUCCCUACAAGUCAUGCUGAAAAAGACUUGGACACAUAUGUGAAGUACGAAUUUCCAUACCCUACAGAUGAUCAACAGACAGGGUGUUCUGACACAGUGAAAGGAUCGGUUAAUCCAGAAUACAAUGAACCAUGGAAGUUACAGAUAAGUAGAAAGUCGCGAGGAUUUGGCCGGGUGGUGGAGAGAAAGUCAGUCAAAUUUGAAGUGUUUCAGAAGAAGAGCUUCUUCAAGGGAGACAAGUUGAUAGGUACAUGUAACGUGAAACUACUCCCUCUCGACUCGAAGUGUACUUACCAUGAAAGUCAUGACCUGAUGGAUGGACGCAAGGCCGCUGGAGGCAAGCUGGAGGUUAAGAUCCGGAUUAGGGACCCGCUAAAGAGUAAGCAGGUUGAGGAAACAAAGGAGAAAUGGCUAGUCAUUGACCAGUUCCUCAGGACCCUCAACUCUGCAUCAGGGUCUGGGAGACGGGGGAAGACACAGGCCCCAACACCGCCGGUGAAAAGUGGUUCUACGUGUAUUGAGGUGCUGAGGUUCGAGAAACAACAGCUGGAUCUUCAGAUUAAUAGUCUACGAGAUCGUCUUAGCACAGACCAGCUUAAAUCCCUGCAAAAUAAAAGUCAACUGUUGACUCAAAAGAUGGACCAGAAGCAGGCAGAACUGAAAAAAGGAGGAAAGGCAGCCCUCAGAGCAUAUGUCCAGCAGGUAGAACAGGAGAUACCGGCCUACGAGGAAGAAGCUCGUCAUUACACCAAAGGAGGAGACAUGCACAAGGCUCAGAUGAUGCUCAAUAAAAUCAAACAUGCUGAAAAAGAGCUUAAAGCUAUAAAAGAUAAAAUCCCAGACUUAUAGUAUGAUCUGUUGAAGUGCUUACUUGUCAUUAUUCAUGGUGCAACAUCUACAACUUCAAAUGAUCAGCUGGUCAGAAAUACCUGGUACUUCAUCUACAACUUCUAAGGAUCAGCUGGUCAGAAAUACCUGGUACUUCAUCUACAACUUCAAAUGAUCAGCUGGUCAGAAAUGCCUGGUGCACCAUCCACAACUUCUAAGGAUCAGCUGGUCAGAAAUGCUUGGUGCACCAUCCACAACAUCAUAUGAUCAACUGGUCAGAUAUGCUUGGUGCACCAUCCACAACUUCGAAUUCUAAGGAUCAGCUGGUCAGAAAUGCCUGGUGCACCCUCCUCAACUUCUAAGGAUCAGCUGGUCAGAAAAUCCACAACUUCUAAUGACCAGCUGGUCAGAAAUGCUUACAGUGUUUUGAAAUGCUAAUUAUUGUUACCUGUGAAUCUAAAUACAGUUUGUGGAAGAUAAAACAUGUAUGGAUUAAUUUAUUGACCAAUUUUCAAAAAUAGGAGAUAUGCACACUAUGUAGUUAUUAUCAGUGUUUUAUUUGUCACCCUGAGAGACUUACAGGUAACACAAUAACAGCAGUGACACCAUAGUAACAGUGACCACAUAGUAACAGUGACACCAUAGUAACAGUGACCACAUAGUAACAGUGACACCAUAGUAACAGUGACCAAAUAGUAACAGUGACACCAUAGUAACAGCGACACCAUAGUAACAGUGACCACAUAGUAACAGUGACACC
Molecule: messenger RNA, 2866 nt
Organism: Mizuhopecten yessoensis (Yesso scallop)
Lineage: Eukaryota; Metazoa; Mollusca; Bivalvia; Pectinida; Pectinidae
Product: coiled-coil and C2 domain-containing protein 1-like
Exons: 18
Biological process (GO): regulation of transcription by RNA polymerase II
Cellular component (GO): nucleus
Molecular function (GO): RNA polymerase II cis-regulatory region sequence-specific DNA binding; DNA-binding transcription repressor activity, RNA polymerase II-specific
Source: RefSeq, a predicted model, not a curated record